ACGUGACGCCAGGCUGGCGGCGGCGGCGGCGGUUGCCCGGGUGACGGCUGCAGAGGUGGCGGCCCCGCGGGGAGAGCUCAAGUGUCCGCGCCGAAGCAGCAGAUUUUUGCUGAAUUAAUUACCAGUAACAGUUCAAUAUGGGGGACAUUCUGGCUCAUGAAUCUGAAUUACUUGGACUAGUGAAAGAGUAUUUAGAUUUUGCUGAAUUUGAAGACACCUUGAAAACAUUUUCAAAAGAAUGCAAAAUAAAAGGAAAACCGUUAUGUAAAACAGUAGGCGGAUCUUUCAGAGACUCCAAAUCAUUGACAAUUCAGAGGGAUCUUGUCACUGCAUUUGACAACGGAGACCAGAAGGUAUUCUUUGAUCUGUGGGAGGAGCACAUUCCCAGUUUCAUCCGCGAUGGGGACUCCUUUGCCCAGAAGCUGGAAUUCUAUCUCCACAUCCAUUUUGCCAUCUAUCUUCUGAAGCACUCUGUGGGGAGACCGGACAAAGAGGAGCUGGAUGAAAAGAUUUCUUAUUUCAAAACCUACCUGGAGACCAAAGGGGCAGCCUUGAGCCAGACCACGGAGUUUCUUCCUUUCUAUGCUCUUCCUUUUGUUCCCAACCCUAUGGUACACCCCUCAUUUAAAGAACUCUUCCAGGAUUCCUGGACUCCAGAGUUAAAGGUGAAGUUGGAGAAGUUUCUAGCUUUAAUAUUUAAAGCCAGCAACACGCCAAAGCUCUUAACAAUAUAUAAGGAGAGUGGACAAAGUAACAAAGAAACGUUGCAUCAGCUCCACCAGCAGCUGGUUGAAGCUGAACGUAGGUCAAUGACAUACCUCAAACGGUACAAUAAGAUCCAGGUGGACUACCACAAUCUCAUUGGAGUCACAGCAGAGCUGGUGGAUUCUCUAGAGGCCACAGUCAGCGGCAAGAUGAUCACCCCUGAGUACCUGCAGAGUGUCUGUGUCCGCCUGUUCAGUAACCAGAUGCGACAGAGCCUGGCACACAGUGUGGACUUCACGAGGCCCGGGACGGCAUCCACCAUGUUGCGAGCCUCCUUGGCACCCGUGAAAUUGAAGGAUGUCCCAUUACUGCCCUCCCUGGAUUAUGAGAAACUGAAGAAGGAUUUGAUUUUGGGGAGUGACCGCUUGAAAGCCUUCUUGUUGCAGGCUCUGCGCUGGCGCUUGACCACAUCCCAUCCUGGAGAGCAGAGGGAAACCGUUCUGCAGGCCUACAUCAGCAAUGACCUCUUGGACUGUCAUAGCCACAACCAGAGGAGUGUGCUUCAGUUGCUGCACUCCAAGAGCGAUGUGGUACGGCAGUACAUGGCCAGGCUCAUCAAUGCUUUUGCGUCACUGGCAGAAGGUCGCCUCUACCUUGCCCAGAACACAAAGGUGCUGCGGAUGCUGGAGGGAAGGCUGAAGGAGGAGGACAAGGACAUUGUCACCAGGGAGAACAUUCUUGGGGCCCUGCAGAAGUUCAGCCUCAGGCGCCCGCUGCAGACAGCAAUGAUUCAAGAUGGCCUUAUCUUCUGGCUGGUUGAUGUUCUGAAGGACCCAGACUGCCUGUCUGACUACAUGCUGGAGUACUCAGUGGCUUUGCUCAUGAACCUCUGUCUCCGCAGCUCAGGGAAGAACAUGUGUGCCAAGGUGUCAGGCCUCGUUCUCAAAGUCCUUUCGGAUCUUCUUGGCCAUGAAAACCACGAGAUCCAGCCGUAUGUGAAUGGAGCUCUGUACAGCAUCCUUUCUGUUCCAGUCAUUCGUGAGGAAGCAAGAGCAAUGGGAAUGGAAGACAUCCUACGCUGCUUCAUCAAAGAAGGCAAUGCCGAAAUGAUCCGCCAGAUAGAAUUCAUCAUCAAGCAGCUUAAUUCCGAAGAGCUACCAGAUGGUGUUCUUGAAUCUGAUGAUGAUGAAGAUGAAGAUGAUGAAGUAAGUUGGAGGUUCUUGACACCGCAUAGAAAACUCAUACCAAACUAUUUUCUCUUUCCUGCCUUGACAAGUUAGUCCAGAAGUGGAGAU
This is a messenger RNA of Cebus imitator (Panamanian white-faced capuchin), 2000 nucleotides long. Its product is annotated as lisH domain-containing protein ARMC9. The transcript has 19 exons. Gene Ontology annotation, biological process: cilium assembly. Gene Ontology annotation, molecular function: protein binding. Gene Ontology annotation, cellular component: centriole; ciliary basal body; ciliary tip. NCBI's taxonomy places the organism in Eukaryota, Metazoa, Chordata, Mammalia, Primates, Cebidae. The record is from RefSeq and is a predicted model, not a curated record. The coding region runs from base 138 to 1985 and encodes 615 amino acids.